Messenger RNA from Durusdinium trenchii, 4572 nucleotides. The record is from the annotation of a GenBank genome assembly. NCBI's taxonomy places the organism in Eukaryota, Dinophyceae, Suessiales, Symbiodiniaceae.
AUGUCGAAGCGGCCCGCCGCAUCUGUGGAGCCGCCGGCCGCGGCGGAUGCGGCCGCGCGACGUCGGCUGCGCGGCAAGCAGCCCUGCGCGGCCUAUGCAAUCGCAGUCGCGCCGGGGCCAGGGCCGCAGCCGCCCCGCGCUGUGCAGCGGCGCCCUGCCGGCACGACGAAUGAGUGCCGCGGGGUCCUGGAUCAGCCGUGUCGUUUUUCUACGGCCGACAUCGGGCGCCGGGCGCGCUACCACGACGCCAGCCGCCAAUGCCCCUGGUGCAAUCCGGCUUUGUUGCGGCAAGCGGCCGACACGAGUCAGGGUCGGGUGCGCCUCAGCCGGGGCCUUCGCUUCUUUUGGACGCAUGACAAGUCCGUCUUCGCGGCGGCCGUGGCGCGUCUGCCCGACGCCUGUCGUCGACACCUUCCACUUCAAGCCUUGGGCCUGUCUGCGGCUUUUCAUUCUGCUGCCGCUCUGGAGACGGCGCUGGGGACAGCGCAGGGCCGCGGGCGGCUGCUGGGCAUGCUCCGUAAGAAGCGCACUGACGACGGCGCCCUGGUGGACGAAGCCUUGAAAGCCAUCCCGGAGGAGCAUGCGGAGUGGUUUCGUGCACAGUUGGCCGCGGAACCGCGCCGGGCCCGGGCGCAAGCGGCUCGAGCACGCCAACAGGAUCAAUGGGAGCAAGCUUUGCAUGCUCGCAAGAGCAUUCGGGCAACUCCUGCGGAAGACCGACAGGAGGAAUAUGCAGGCCGGGUGGCCGAGGACCGUGCGCGCGUCCAGCGCAAGUUCUUUCCGCAGAGGCCCCGGGAAGUCAGACACACCGGUCAGCGAUGGAGCAAUCCCAUGUCGGAACAGCUGCGGGCGACCAUCGCCGAUGUGGCGGAGAACGACACCGGGCUGCCUGCGGCACAAGGCAGCGAAGCUGCAGGCAUGCUGGAGCAAUGGUGCAAGUUGGGUUCUUGGGCCGUCUGCGCCACAUGUCACAGUCUGGAGCCGCGGCAUCUGAAGGAAGUCGACUGCCGGCGUGUGGCCGCGCCCGUAGUGCAAGCUUGCCGCUGGUGCCGGGGCGGCGGCGCUGGUUCUGCAGCCUUGGUGCCCCAGCCUGCGGACGUGCCUCGGCCGCUUCGCGGCCUGUCGAGCGCUGCGCUUGCAGCUUUGCGGCCCUUGGACCUAGAUUGCGGCAACUACCAGCGCCCGCCGCAUGGCUAUCGGGUGCACACGGCCUUGGCCCGAUUGAGUUGGUGCGAAGAAGGCGUGGCCGAGAAAGUGGCCCAGCUGCCGCGGCAGGAGCGCAAGAAGGCCGAGAAGGCGCUCCGGUACCUCAUGCGCGGAGAUAGCCGCUCCGAAUACCGGCAUUUCGUGCACAAGCACAACACCUUCCUUCGCCAGAACCCGGAUGCCACAGACGCGGACUUGCGCCGACCGCUGCAGAUGCUGGAGGCCGCCCCCGGGGUGGAGUGCGCCGUGUGGCCGGACCUCUACUGGGAUUCCGACCACUGCGAGACCGUGGUCCGUGGCACGGACGUCCGCCGUCUGCAACGGCAAGGUCUCCUUGAGGACGACGGGGACGAGGAGGAUGAGGACCUCGGCCGCGGCAGUGUCCGCCGCUCCUUUCUGAAGAAGAUCCUGGGGCCGAUCCUGGACUACGCGGCCGAGUACAGCUUGAUGCACUUCAUCUUCGAUCUGACCCUCUGGAGCGACCUCGGUGCCAAGCGCCACGCUUGCCCCCAGAUGCCCAUGAGGAUCAUGCUGAAGGGCUCGACCUUCACACCCGCCUACUGGGCGCUUCGCCACUCGGCAGUCCUCGACCUCCAGCGACAGUGCGGCUUUCCGGCGCUCUUCAAAACAUGGGCUCCGUAUGAGUGGAGCGCACCAUACCAUCGAGCACUCUUACAGCAGCUGGCGACGCUUCUCCGGUCCCGCCAACACUCCGCUGGCUUGGAGACUCUGCAUUUGGCCCACAUCUUGGUCGAACUGCUUCGGGAAUGGGUGGCUGGAGGCGCCCGCAAACAGGGCGAGAGCAGCUCCCUGUGGCGACAACAUUCACAGUUGGCAACAGCUCAGGAUGGACGCCACUGCCGCAUCAACUUUGCGGCUCGCCUGGAGUUCCAGGACGGGAAGCGGAAGGAGGCUACGCAGAGCUACCACGGCCGCGGAGCGGUGCAUCUCCAUGCCAUCCUCUUUGCAGAAGACCUGGAGGCAUUGGACCUGCACGAGAAACUCUUGGCCACCGAGCCGCCUCCAGGACAUCCUCUCCGGGGCUACAUCAUGGACCAGCUGAGCUACAACGGAAGCGGCUGGCCGGUCGAGGACCGGCGUUCGCAUUGGGACCCCGACGCGGGCGUGGUGCGCCUCCAGCACACGCAAACCGACCGGGACAAGGGCGUUCGGGCCUACAACCCGCAAGAGGUCGAGGUCUUGAAGUGCCACGUGGACAACCUCAUGGCCCAGGCCAGCUCCGACAAAGGCCGCGGGUUGCUGAUGCGCUACGUGGCGACCUACGACGUGAAGUUCAGCAGCAGCUUCAGCAACGAGCUCUUGGCCGACCCGCAGGUCUCGGGUUAUGGGCUCGCCUUUCGAGUGCUUUCGACGUACCAUCCGUCGGAGCCAGAGAUGUGGCUCACGCUCUUCCCACAACUCUUUCCACAGUUCGUCCUCGGAGGCACCAUGCAACCCAUCGUUGCGCCUUGGCCUGGGAUGCCGGAGCCGCCUGGCUACGUCGCCGCCUAUGAAGAGUGCGCGUGGCGAGACGAUCGCAUGACCCUGUUGGAAUAUCUGCGGAAGGCCAACGGCCGUGGUGACAUCAUCCAGUGGAUCCAACGGGCACACGCCAAAGCGGACACCGCCCUCGACUUGGCCGACUUUGCCUGCCAGUGCCGCUGCUUCGGCGAGAAGGUCAUCGCGGCCGAGAUGGUGAGCGUGUUCAAUGACAAGUUCUUUGGACAGUGGCUCAUGCUGAACGUCCCCUUUCGCAAGGCCGAAACUUUUCUGUCAGAUGACAUCGUGAAGGGCGUCCCGGCGCGCUACCGGCACUUCGCCUGCGCCCUCCGUGCAGCGCCCGCGCAUUGGCGGGACGCGGCGGCGGUUCGGUCCGAGCUGGAGUUGGCGGCCCACAAGGACACCUACAUCCGGAACGCCUUGGCCUUGAUUCGCGCGCAGACGGGCAUCGUGGAGCGCUACUUGUCCGGCGAGUUGACCCUGGAGGACGAAGUGCCCGAUGUCGACGACCUCCUGUCCAUGGAUGUGGCGCGCCAGCCUGUGGACUUGCCUCGUCCGCCCUUCAACGCCGCGCAGCGGCGCCUCGAACAGCAGGCCUUGUGCCGCAUGGACGCCGUGCUCGCCUUUCGCUCGGCCGGCACCGCGGAGGACAUGGAGGCUGCGGCCAACGACCUGCUGGAACACAACAGCAUCCUGGUGUGCAUGGGCGCCCCCGGCACGGGCAAGACCUUCGUCGCCGACUAUCUGAUCCGCUUGGCCGUGCAGCGGGACAUGCGCGUGCUCUACGCCUUGCCCACGGGCCAGCUGGCUUGUCGGAUGCGCCAGCGCCAUCCGGGCAUCGAGGUCGACACCUGCCAUGGGGCCUUCGCAUUCUGGCGGCCACUGACGGAGACCAUCGCCUACAUGGCCGACUUCGACAUGGUGGUGAUCGACGAAGCCUUGCAACUCAGCGCCGAAGAAUUUGGACGCCUCCGUGCCAUGUUCGUGGCCGCUGGCAAGCAAGUGCUCCUGUUGUUGAUGGGCGACGACUGGCAGCUUCCAAGCAUCCACCCGGAGCGUGCCGACAGCCAUCCGCAAUGGACCUUUGGCCACAUCAUCACCUUGCGCGAGAUCAAGCGGUGCAAAUGCCCUGAGUUGCAGGCGAAGCUCGACUUCCUGCGGUGUCACAAGCCCAUGGGCGCCGAAGGCAAGCGGUUCAUCAACCGGCUCUGCUACAAGCACAAAGCGUGGACCGGCCACGAGGAACCCACGGCCCUGGACAUCGAGUCCGUGCUUGCGCAGACGGACGGCAAGACCACUUUUGUCACUUGCACCCGCAGGGGCGCCAGCAUCAUCAACGACCUUGUCGCGCAGGUGCUUUUCGCCAACCGCAACAAGCGGCCCAUCGGCACCAUCCCUGGCGACUACGGCGACCUGGCCGAGAACUACACCGACCAAGGCCGACUGCGAGAAGACCGGCCGCCGCUUCCCAACCAGGUCCUGCUAUAUGUGGGCUUGCGCGUGCUGCUGACGAGGAACCAAGACAAGCAGAACCAUUACGUCAACGGAAUGUUGGCAGAUGUGGAGGCCUUCCAUCCAGAGAGUCAAUGCCUGCAGGUAUUGACGCAGAGCGGCAAGCGUUUGGCCAUUUAUCCUUUCACGGACACCAACGUACCCAAAGGCCGUGUGGUGUAUUACCCAGUCCGUGUUGGGUACGCCGGCACCAUCCACAAGUACCAGGGGGCAGAACUGCAACACGUGACCUUGUGGUUGGAUCGCAAAUACUCGCCGGCGGCGGGCUACGUGGCGCUGUCCCGCGUGGCCCGGGACGAAGAUUACCUGAUCGGGGGCAUCGUCACGGCAGACCAUUUUAUUCCGGCCAAAUAA